GAGAAGACACCAUCCUUUCGUCUGGCACGGAAGUAAAUUCAAUUGGUUCCACUAGCAUUUCAAUUUCCACGUUGAAGUAUUCGGCAUAAUAUUAUUGUUCCACUUCCGUGGAAUACUAGGGGUUUGUUGUUAGAUCCGAGCGACUAGCCUGACUUCGGUACAAUUUCCCCAGCUUUCAGAGCUAGAGUUGUCCUGUUUGGAAAUUUUAUUCGGCACAACAUUGCCAGGGCGAGCAGAAAACUUUCGAAGAACGUUCGGUGGAAGUCCAGCGCUUCGUGGUUGUGAGAGUGCGCGUUGCUGGCACGAUUGUAAUUGUAGAAUUUCCCAAGUGCCGGGCAGCCGCCGGGCCUCUGAAAGUAUCUGCAGUAGGACUCCGGUGCCCAAAGGUCAAGCAGGUAGCACGGCCGAAAGCCGAACAAGUCAUUGCACAGUACAAGAUUGGUUUGUCUGGAGUUUGUGUGACAGCGGUGGCGGCGGCGGCGGGAAGGGCGUGGUGUUUCCGGCUCUGACUAGACUCGUGCAAACGUCGACGGCGCCGGAAGUUUUCGCUACCACUCUAGGCGUCGGGUGUCGAUGACGGUCGCUCGUCCUCGUGCGUGACACUCGGAUGAUAGCCUCGUUCCGUGCUCGCUCGUGCUCGCAGUCACCAUGCCAGUUGAGCUGGAUCUAAGCUGAACUUGGCGGGCACCCUUGAUUGCUCGGGAGAACAACACUCUGUGUGUGUGUGUGUGUGUGUGCCUAAUAGCGGCACAUUACGGGACCCGAGCGGCUCAAAUUCCGGAUCUCGGCAUUGUGGUGUGCGAUUGUCGGUGACACUGAAUACUCACCGCUCAUCAGGCUAUUUGGGAUCGUGUACCUAUGCUCCCGUUUUAGUAAGCGUCCGAGCACAGGUGCCACGUAAUCAACAUUUAAACGUGUGUGUGUGUGUGUGUGUGUGUGUGUGUGUCGACAAUGGCACGGUCACUCCUUCAGCAACACUCUCUGCUUGUCUUCUUAUGCUCCGUGAGCUUACUCGGCGUCGGAACCUUUGCUACAGUUACCAGUGUUGGCCCGCAACGGCUGGGCACCUGCAGCUGCACGAGGGGCACUUGCUACGAGUACGGGCAGUCGGUCAACGUACGGUCUUACUGCCGCUGUGACCCCGGCUUGGAACUGGCUUUCCACAGCACCUCAAACUGUACAGACAUUGACGAGUGUAGCCUGGGCGUCCACCGCUGCCACGCCAGCGCCCAGUGCACCAACACGGACGCGUCGUACGUCUGUUCCUGCGGCGCCGGCCACACGAGCUCCGCAAACUCCACCGCUUGCACACCCAUGGACCCGUGCUCAGCCUACUGCCCGUUGCCGCGAGAGAUCUGCGUGAGUACCGCGGGCGCGUCCGUACCUUCGUGCGAGUGCGCUAAUGGCUUCGUGAGGUUGCCGCUCGACGCCAGCAACAACUGUCAGGACAAAGACGAAUGCCUCGAUGGAUUGCCUGUCAUGUGCCCGGCGCACGCUCCGUGCAGAAACACGCCCGGAUCCUACGAAUGCAGCUGCCCUGUUGGCUAUCGCUACGACAACACCACCGGGAAUUGUUCAAACGUGAACGAAUGUACCGCACGCACGCACGACUGUCACCACUUUGCCACGUGCACGGACACGGCGGGCUCGUUCACGUGCCAGUGUCCGGCGCACACGUUUGGCGACGGCCGUACGUACUGCCAGCGGCUGGACUGCCGAGACUCGCCAGGCCAAUGCACGGCACUGCACCCGCACUCGCACUGCGACGUCACACGUAAAGCCUGCGUCUGUGAUGCCGGCUACUUCAGCCUGCCCGCGCCCGGCCAGCAGCAGCACUACUACGACAGUAUCAACUGCACGCACCACACUCACGCGUGCUCAUACACACAGUGCCCAGCACACCAGCGCUGCGUGCCCGACGCCACCUCUCCGCUCGGCCACCAGUGCCUGUGCCAGGACGGCUACGCCAGCAUUGCCAUCACCGUCUCGGCGAGCGGGGCGACGACGACCAACACGCGCUAUUGCCACAACGUCGACGAGUGCUAUACGCGAUUGUCGAACUGCAGCCGGCACGCCAACUGCACGGACACGAUCGGCUCGUACGUGUGCUCGUGCGCUUCGGGAUUCACCGGGGAUGGAGUGGCGUGCUUUCCGCUGGACCCGUGCAGCGCCACCACAGGCACGUCAUUGCCGGCCUUGCACGGCUGCCGUGACGACGAAGUGUGCCAGCCGAGCGGGGCCAUCACCCUGAUUGUGUCCGACUCUGGUGGUUCGGCUGGGAGUCAACAGCUCGGCGCUCCGCAGUACAGCUGUGUGUGCAGACCGGGCUACAGACGUAACGGAAGCAACGGGACGACGGCGCGUUGCCAGAACGUCAACGAGUGCACAGAGCCUGCCAUGGCGCCGCUCUGCAUCUCGCCAAACACAAUGUGCACGGACACAAACGGAUCCUACGUGUGCGCCUGUGCAGACGGUUUUCAGCGCGUCAACUCGUCGUGCGUCAAUACAGAUGAGUGCGCGGCUGGGACACACACGUGCCGCCACGUCUAUGGCAAGUGUACAGACACGCGGGGUAGCUACACGUGCUCGUGCGACAGCGGCUUCGUUGGCGACGGAAUGACGAAGUGUUCGGACGAGAACGAAUGUGGCCAGCAGAUGAAGCCGCAGGCGUGCCCGACGAACUCACGAUGCGAAAACACCUACGGCUCCUAUUUCUGCAAAUGCCACGCAGGGUACCGUGGAAACGCGUCGCACUGCGAAAACGUGGACGAAUGUGCCGAGGGAGGUCACAAUUGCGACCCCACGAACGGAGUUUGCAUCGAUAGGCCGGGCACGUUUGAUUGCCAGUGCUCCCCGGGCUAUAGCGGCACGAUGCAGUGCUUUGACACAGACGAAUGCGCCGGCCAGAACCCGUGCCACGCCGUUACCGGCGGCAACGCGACGUGCGAGAACACCAUCGGUUCCUAUACGUGCAACUGCAGCGCCGGCUACGGUCGUCACGGCAACGCGUCCGGAGCUUGCCAGAACGUGAACGAGUGCAUGGAGACGCCGGCGGUGUGCGACACGACGAGCGGCGCCACCUGUGUCGACUCGGAGGGCUCGUACUCGUGCCGCUGCGCUGUCGGGAUGUGGCUGAGCACCGCGGCCGGCGUGGGCACCUGCCAGGACGUUGACGAGUGCUUCCACCUGGCGUACAAGUGCGGCUCGACGGCCACGUGCGUCAACACGGUCGGCGCGUACCACUGCCAGUGUAUCCAUGGUUACAACCGGAUAGGCAGCCCCGACGCCGCGGUCGGGCCGUGCCUGAACACGGACGAGUGCAGCCAGGGCACGCACAACUGCAGCGCCGUCGGCGGCUUCUGCUCGGACAAUCCGGGCAGCUACACCUGCGUUUGCUAUCAGGGCUAUAUGGGUGCCGGCUGCUACCAGGACGUGUCCGAGUGUGCGCUAGGAACGCACGAUUGCGACGCGCACACGACGCGGUGCAACGAGGUUUUCGGGUCGUUCUCCUGCAACUGCCGGGACGGUUUUGCGUAUCCUGACGCCGAUGGGAGGAGAUGCUGGGCGACUCAGUGCGAGAAGAACCACAUGCCGUGCGACCAUAAUGCGGAGUGUGUCACCGUGGGAACGUCGCAGCAUCAGUGUCGAUGUUUACCAGGUUUCCGUGGUGAUGGGCGCAGUUGCGUUGCGAUCACUGCACCGCCAACGACACCAUCAACAACCCAGCUGCCGACAACUUCAGGCGUCGCGCUGUACUGCAACGAGGUCAGCGAGAGCGUGAGCGGACUCGGAACGUUCGUGUGGCCUCGCACCCAGCUUGGCGCCACGGCAACCCUGGACUGCCCGAAGACGGUGGCCGGCCUGCCCAGUCGCGUGAGCCGUCGCUGCGUUGCCGUUGGCGACCGUCGUGCGCCUCGCUGGGACGGAGGCGAGGAGGUUACACUAGCCUGCCCUGGCCGAGAACAGGCCACGCAGAAGUUGCAGAAACUGGCCGUGCAGAUCUCUCAGUUCAACGCAAGCAACGCCACGGUCACUACGAUCCUCGACGUCACCAAGGGCACCCAGGCAGCCGUCAAGAACGUCACCAGAUUCGACUCUGCCGGUAUACAGGCCGUAUCGACUGUAUUGGACACGGUACAGUCGCAGGCCACGGCACUGCUGCAGCGCACCGCGGCAACCACCGACCUGACCGACCCGGUUGCCGUCGAAAAGGCGACAUUGGAAACGGAAGAGGUGCUGCACAGUUUCGCCCUAACCGUGAGUGAUGUUAUCGGCAAGACGUCCAUUGUCGGCCCCACCAUCACACCCAUGGACGCCCCUGUUGGCGCCGGUGCUCCAAGCUAUGGUGGCGGCAGUGGCGAUGGUUUCAGCGGCGAAGUCGACUCCACCACGCCAGCCAAGACCGGCAACAAAAUCACUGCAUCGCUCGAGCAGCUCGUCCAGAACCUCCCGCUCCUGAACGUCGACAAGCCCAUCGUGGUUUCCACGCCAACCAUUGCCGUAGCAACCGUCUGCCCCGGCCACACCGCCUCCGGGUACUCCAUGACGUAUCAGGGUGGCGGGGGCAGUUCUGAGCUGUCCGGCAUUCGACUCUUGGAGGGAGUCAGGUCCUCUGGAACCGAUGCCUCCGCGCAGUUCAGCAUUCCCGCGGAGGCCUUUCAAAUCGCCAACAGCAUUAUGCCCAGCAAUCAGCGCGGCAUGAAUGGCAACACAUCAACAGCCAGUAACGCCACAUUAGGCUGUCGCCGAGCGCAACCAAGCUUCAUUGUCUACGCACGAGGAGAUUUGUUCAAUGACAACUCGUUGUCGCCAAACUACACAAUAUCGUCUGUAGUCGUGUCCGCCAAGGUGGGAGCCCUGCGCAACGUUUCCUUCGCCAACGACAAAGCCGUCUAUUCCAUUCAGACAAUCCUGGCGCCUAGUUCUAAUCGUUCUGCCUGCGUGCACUGGGACCGAGUGACCCUCUCCUGGAGUUCCAGUGGGUGCAAGGUGUUGUCGACGACUGUUGGCAGUGUGACCUGUCAGUGCAAUCAUUUGACCAACUUUGCCAUCUUGGUGCGCAACCCGUCUUCGUCCGCGGUGCAAGGAACAGUUCACGGGCGUGUUCUGAGGACUGUGACAAUCAUUGGCUGUGUAAUGUCCAUGAUCGGAUUGGCACUUACCGCCUUGUCGGGGAUUGUUCUCAAGGAGCUGCGUGGACGUCUUCACUUCCGCCUGAUGACAAUCAUGUCGAUAGCCCUGCUCUUGGCCUGCCUCUUCUUCACCAUCAUCGCCGUCCACCACGCUCGCCUGUCGGUGUUCUCCUGCCAAGUCCUCGGCCUUCUUCUCCAUCUCUCUCUGCUGUCGGCGUUUGGUUGGAUGAUGGCGCAGGCAGCACUGGUGUAUAAGCACCUGGUGGUGGUGUUUGGCACGGAUCACAGCUUCAUGCAGAAGUUUGCCUGGAUGUGCAUCACUGCGCCGCUUCUGGUGGUGUUGGUGACGGCGUCGGUGUCCGAAAUGGAAGCCUACGACUACGAUAGCUUCUGCUGGUUCUCCAAGCCGGUGUAUAUGUACAGCGGUUUCAUAGCUCCGCUGGCCAUUAUGCUGCUCUUCAACGGAAGCGUGCUCCUGCUCGUCUCCAAGAAUCUGAUGAUGAAGUCGCGGCGCGAGAUGUCGCCGCUCUCUCGCAUGCGCAUAAUCCUCUCGCUCACCGUGCUCGUGGGCGGCACCUGGCUCGUCGGCGUCGUGGUCCUCACCGUCGAGUCGGUCGCGCUCCAGUACAUCUUCACCGUGCUCAACGCCUUCCAGGGCCUGAUGGUGUUCCUGCUAAACAUGGCCACGGCCACAGAGAUUCGUCGCCGCUGGGUACGCACCAUGCGCGCCAUAUUCUGUCGGCGCACCACCACCGCCAGCAAGAACAUCAGCGGCAAUAGCAUUGCCAGUCGGGUGAGCCGCGGCAGCCGUCGCUCCAACGCCAGCUACCUGUCGGCAUUCUCCUUCCGUCGCAGCCACUCUGCGCACAACAUGGCGAUACAUUGCGUUGGCGGGCGUCGCAGCAACAGCAACAGCAACAGCAGCCUGAACCAUGUCACACUACCUAGCGGUGGCCUGGCUUUGGGUACACCGCUGCCGAAGCACCGAACGCCUGCCGCCCUGAUGUCGGACACGACCAGCUGGCGGACGAACAGCAGCGAGGAGCUCAAGACCCGCGCGAGCAUCGACUCCGGCGAUGCCGCCAUGGCCGCGACGAAAGUCCCCUACACGCAGCCCGGCGAGAUUGACAGCGGCAUCGGUGAGCGCAUGAGCAACCUCUCCUACCUGAACUUCACGGACAUGGGUCGACCGAACCUGCUCAGGCACACGCCGACCGCUGGCGACGCGUUUGAUCACGACGAGUUCACGGAGGAGACCACUCAGCACACCUGCCACGACUGGACCGAGUCGCCACCCGGCGAGGACGUUGGCCGCCAUCGGCCGACCAGCUCGCACUGCCUGUACGCCAGCGAGUUUGUGUUCUUCAACGACGGUCACGAGACGGCCAUCACGAGCCAGAGCUCGCCGGCCUCGUUCUUUGACGGCGGCAAAGCGCGCCGUCUUCCCGACCCCGUACGGACCAUGGGCACGUGUCCCACGCAGAUGCAGAGCGACGACUUUUGCCUGUCGCCGCUGUUCUUCGACACGUCCGCCUCCAGCCUCAACACCACCGACAGCGGCUUUGAAGCGCCCAACACGAGCCCGUACGACGGCCCUCUUCGCGGCACCCUUCUCGCGGCCAACGGGAGAGAAGGCGAGGCCGGUGGAGCAGCGUCUCUGCCCCCGAGCUACGACCGCGUUACGAUUCGCCUCGCGCCCACCCCGCUGGCUGCACGCGGGAACAGGGCGAGUGAAAGCGACGGCUGAGCGCAUGCGUUCGCGAACGACACUGUCGCCCCGAUGGCAAAUCCGUUCCCGAAAGGCUCUCCGCGCGGAAAGAGGCUACGUAACACAGAGCAAGAGCACUCCCCAACGGCGGACGGCGCAGCUCACAGCACAUCCACAGUGCACCGAGUGCACAUCUAGUGCAGUGGCACCAAUUUGAGGCAGCAGCGGCUCCUCGCUCCUUGUUAUCUCAGUGCUGGAAUUCUAUCGCCAGCUAACACUUACUCUCCCGAAAAGACUCCCGCUGUUUUUUUAUUAGCUUCGUUUGGUGAAGGGCCAUUAUGCUCGGAGACGCACUCGCCCCGUCUGGCUGCCUUCUGCUCCUCCCCACAUCCCAUUCUGACAUAAUUAUAUGGACUUGUGGUGUGCAGGCACCUCUGAAAUCACGCACACACACACACACACACACACACACACACACACACGCGCGCGCGCACACACACACACCUACACACAUACACAUAGACACAUAGACACACAAGCUCACGCACAUACACACACGUGCAUGCACCCACUGCCAACCAUAUCGACUUGGCUCAGUCCACUUAAAGCAUUACUUUCCUAUUUUGAAGUAUUCCCUUUCCGCGCCCAGCCCCAUAACAGCAGAGGUAGCAUAUUACGCUAGUAAUUGUGGCAUGUUGAACUCGUCCCGACAGUUACCUAUACAUCUCUUAUCCCUUCGCAGCGGGCCACCUUCGCCAAGUUUACGCCCUGUCCGAAGGUCGGAGAAGCAUUUUUUUAAUGAUUUACGACCUUUGCCAAUUUUACGCAAGUCCGAAGGUCAGAGAAGCAUAUUUUAAUGAUUUACAUUUCUGAAUCCUUACUUCUUCUUUUCAGCAGGAAGAUCCUGUCCCCCAAGUCUUACUCCCUCCUGCUGUACGCUUGUGUAGGGCGGUGGGCUUGCUGUGUAGUUUCAAGAGCCGCAGUAGCGUAGUAAACAGCCUCACCUAGCUCAAUCUGUAUCUCUCCAUUCCUCUCUCUGCAGAUUUCUGAUUGACGAUAGGUGGUCUGCCCAA
Molecule: messenger RNA, 7913 nt
Organism: Sycon ciliatum
Lineage: Eukaryota; Metazoa; Porifera; Calcarea; Leucosolenida; Sycettidae
Exons: 15
Coding region: 952-6879 (1975 amino acids)
Biological process (GO): G protein-coupled receptor signaling pathway; cell surface receptor signaling pathway
Cellular component (GO): membrane
Molecular function (GO): calcium ion binding; G protein-coupled receptor activity
Source: RefSeq, a predicted model, not a curated record